Messenger RNA from Sesamum indicum (sesame), 642 nucleotides. Its product is annotated as non-specific lipid-transfer protein 2. NCBI's taxonomy places the organism in Eukaryota, Viridiplantae, Streptophyta, Magnoliopsida, Lamiales, Pedaliaceae. The record is from RefSeq and is a predicted model, not a curated record. Gene Ontology annotation, molecular function: lipid binding. Gene Ontology annotation, biological process: lipid transport.
GGUUUUCUCCACACCAAAACUUGCCUAGUGACCUAUUGCUCGAAAAGAACACUAAGCUCUUUGUUCUCCCGUCAUUUGAGAUCUUUUAACUACAAUGGCUGGAAUUAUCAGGCCAAUGUGCAUUGUCCUCAUUGCCGCCGUCUUGGCCGUGGCAGUUGCCCCUCGCGGUGAGGCAGCAAUAGGCUGCGGCACGGUAGUUUCAUACCUGAAUCCAUGCCUGCCAUAUGUAACCAACAAAGGCCCUCUAGGCAGUUGUUGCGGUGGGGUUAAGGGUCUGUAUGGCGCAGCUCAAACUACACAAGAUCGUCAAAGCGUGUGUAGCUGCUUGAAAUCUCUCUCUAGCUCAUACAAAGAUGUCGACCUGAACAAGGCUGCUGGACUCCCUGGACAAUGUGGUGUCAACAUUCCCUACAAGAUUAGCCCUUCCACUGAUUGCUCAAAGGUGAACUGACCAGUUAUGUUCGAAAAAAUUGCCGUCUACAUGUACAAGUCGUUAGGCAUAUAUAUAAAAAUAAAGGUUGGGUCCUUCGAGUAGACCCAUCCAUAGUGAAUGUAGUGUUUUCUUCCCCGUGAUAUACUAUUGUUGAAUCAGUUGAAUCAAUCAAUGAAGCAAACACUACCUUUUAAUGUACUCGUAUUUAA